Chrysoperla carnea is the source of this 479-nucleotide messenger RNA. RefSeq lists its product as uncharacterized. The record is from RefSeq and is a predicted model, not a curated record. NCBI's taxonomy places the organism in Eukaryota, Metazoa, Arthropoda, Insecta, Neuroptera, Chrysopidae. The transcript has 4 exons. Bases 54 to 479 code for a protein of 141 amino acids.
CCUAUUUAGGUAUAUUGCUAUAGAAACAUGAAUACAAACAAAAGUAAAGAAAAAUGGCACUGGAACAAGAAAAAUUACAACACUUAGCAAAAAUAUUACAAGAAACAGAUCGAGAAAUUGAAAUAUGCGAAAAGUUGAUUAGAAACUAUUAUUCAAGUUUAGAAACAAAAGACCAACAUAACUUUGAAACAAAUGAUAAAAAAUUUAUUGAAAAGAAUAUCCAAUGUCAUGGAAUUCAUAAUAAAGGAACUCAAACUCAUAGAAAGAAAUACCUCCAAAAUCGUGCAACAUCUCCAAUAAAUUUAUUAGAAACGAAAAAUAAAGAAUUGACUGCAUCACAUGAAACUAACGAAAAUACUAAACAUACUAAACGAAAGCUAAUUCAAGAUAUAUUUAAGAAACUUGAAAAUGAUAUAUUUGUAGAAAUCGAAAAAUUCAAGAAAAUUGAGAAAACAAUUUAUGAUAACCGCAACUAUUGA